UGCUUGCAUUGCGUCUAUGCCUUUACCGGAGCCGCACUUACUAAUUCCCCGGGUUAUGUAAGCCUGAAACCCUCCGAAACCAUUGCUUUCCUCUGACAUGAUCGAAAUCUCCUGACCAGGGUCCGAAACUUCCCCUGAUUCUAAUUCUCUCUGGAUCGGCGACUCUUCAUAAUCAACCUGUGAAGAAGUUGUGGGUAUGUAUUGCCCCUGUUAUGAUGGUUACCGAUCAGAUUGCCGCAUCAAUCGUUAGGGGGUCAGAUCAUGCGCAUGCCUUUUUUCAGGGGCGGUUCGGCGCUAAGUCGUUCCCGGCCCCUGGAGACAUUCCAUAUGAACGACUACCGGUGUUGCGGUUGGGUUUCUUCUUUAUCCCUCACCAUUGCCUGAGCUCGACGAUGUCCUCAAGUAGAAUACUUGUCCCUAAUCCCCGUGUUGUCGACUUCGAUAGACAGGCCAUUGAAGCGCCGUUCACACGGAAGCCUGGCCAGACCGGACACUAUCGCGCUGCGUUACAUCCCGAGCUAUUGACGAUGGAUUCCCCCGACCUGCCGUGGAAGACUGUGCCCGAGAUCCUUGACGACGCGCUUGCCCGCUAUCCCCAGAAUUACCGUUGGCUAGGCAGGCUUCCGAUCGUCAAGCCCGCAACGCUCGACACGCCUGUAGAGUACGGAACGGAGUACGAAUGGAUGACCUACGCAGAGGGCGCGAGACGGGUGAAGGAUAUAGGGAGCGGUAUUGAAUUGUUAUACGAGGCAGGGCUUUUGGGGAAGAACGACCAGGGUCUUGAGACAGUUGGGAUAUGGAGCAAGAAUUGUCCAGAAUGGCAGUUGAUAGAUCAGGGGCUGAUGUCGUUCAGUCGGGUCAAUGUCGCACUCUACGACACUUUGGGGCACGAUGCUUGUGAAUACGUCAUCAACCAUGCCGCAAUUCAGCUCGUGUUCGUUUCCGAAGAACAUUUGCAGGAAGUCCUGGCGUUGGGCCGGGGAAAAUGUCCGUGCUUGAGGAUAGCCAUCUGCAUGGACGAUCAUAAGCCUACCACGCUUGCUUCUUUCGAGACUUGGGCACAGGAGAAGGGCGUCAAGGUGAUGUCUCUGAGACAACGUGAGUGUGUUCUGCUUGUAUUUUCCUCUGCCGCUUACAUGGUUUGCAGUGGAACAACUUGGCAGCGACCACCCAAGAGGAACUCGAUACCCCAAGCCGAAGGAUAUUGCAAGCAUCUCGUAUACUUCAGGUACUACCGGGAUGCCGAAAGGUCAGCAACUUGUCUUGCGAUAAUACGCUCCGCUCAAACAGUUCAAGGCGUGGUGCUCACGCAUGAGAACCUCGUGUGCUGCGUCUAUAGCUGGCUCAUAGGCGCCAUGCCAGACCUUCCGCCAAACGCAGUCUAUUGCUCUUGCUUGCCGCUCGCGCACGUAUAUGCUCACGCGAUGGACCAGACCGUCACUGCCCUGGGUCUCGCAGUGGGGUAUUCGACCGGCAACCCUCUCCGGUUGCUGGAAGACUGCCGCAUCCUCAAGCCAUUCGCCAUGACCGUCGUCCCCCGCAUCCUGAACCGUCUGUACGGAGUCAUGCAGCCUGUGGUCCGCGCACCAGGGUUCAGCGGGGACUUAUUGCGACAUGGGCUCAAAGUGAAGCUCGCCAAUCUUCACUCGACAGGCACCGUCAAGCACGCAGUGUGGGAUGCCCUCGUCUUCCGGAAGAUCGCCGCUCUCCUAGGGGGAAACCUGCGCUAUAUACCUCUAGGCGCAGCGCCCAUUUCGGGCGAAGUGAUCGAUUUCGUCAAGGUUGUUCUGUCCGCUCAGGUGCUCCAGGGAUACGGGAUGACAGAGAGCGCAGGGGCAGCAACGAGGAGCUUUGAAGGGGACCCGUUGCCUGGCGGUUUCGUGGGCUGGCCUUUACCAGCUAUGGAGAUCAAGCUUGUCUCUGUGCCUGAGAUGGGCUACAGAGCUGAGGACAAGCCAGACCCGAGGGGCGAGGUGUGCAUUCGUGGGACCUGUGUUACCAAGCAGUACUACAAGGACGAGGAGCUUACCAGGCAGACCAUUGACGCCGACGGAUGGCUCCACACUGGGGAUAUCGGAUCCUUCGAUUUCCGAGGAAGAUUGCGCAUCAUGGACCGGAUUAAGAACAUCGUCAAGCUGUCGCAGGGGGAAUACGUCGCGCUAGAGAAGGUAGAAGCAGCGUAUAGCACGCUGCCGAUCGUGUCCCAGAUAUUCGUGCACGGGGAGGGGAAGGAGAGUUACGUGGUGGCGGUGGUCAUUGCUGACCGGGCGGCGCUGGCUGCCCUUGCUGGCGAGGUAUGGGGAAAGGGAGUAGCUCACACAGACGAGCCUGCUCUGCUCCAGGCAGCGGGGGACGCCUCCGUCGUAGGGAGAGUACUUGAGCAAAUGAUCGCCCAAGCUUCGCAUGAGCGGCUCAAAGGGUUCGAGAGUGUGAAAAGAGUCGUUUUGGCCCUGGAACCAUUCACGAUCGAGAAUGGCCUCCUAGCGUCCACGCUCAAGAUCAAACGAGCGGCGGCAGUCACGAGAUACAGGAAGGAGAUCAACGCUCUGUACGCUCUGGGCGAGCCGGCCAAGUCGCACAAGGGGCAAGCGAGGCUGUGAGCUUCUCCAUACGCUGAAGUAGCUACAUCUCGCGCGGUUUAGUUGACUAAGGAUGCUCGAGAAGAAUGUGUGGUA
Molecule: messenger RNA, 2675 nt
Organism: Dacryopinax primogenitus
Lineage: Eukaryota; Fungi; Basidiomycota; Dacrymycetes; Dacrymycetales; Dacrymycetaceae
Product: acetyl-CoA synthetase-like protein
Exons: 9
Coding region: 393-2600 (735 amino acids)
Biological process (GO): long-chain fatty acid metabolic process
Cellular component (GO): membrane; endoplasmic reticulum
Molecular function (GO): long-chain fatty acid-CoA ligase activity
Source: RefSeq, a predicted model, not a curated record